Molecule: messenger RNA, 697 nt
Organism: Aspergillus wentii DTO 134E9
Lineage: Eukaryota; Fungi; Ascomycota; Eurotiomycetes; Eurotiales; Aspergillaceae
Product: RidA family protein
Exons: 1
Coding region: 104-529 (141 amino acids)
Source: RefSeq, a predicted model, not a curated record
CUGAUAUCGCACUAUAUUUCACGUAGAAUUAUGGCUUGAUAUACAGUCAUUUCUCAAUCAACCACUAUUCCACCAUCAUAUCAUCCAAAGAUAACUGAAAGAAAUGUCCUCAAUCACCUACCAGAUCCUCCCAGGCCCCGUAGGCGAGUGUCUCAAACCCGCCUCCUACUCCACCACUGCCACCGUCCCCGUCUCGCCGACCACCUCUCUCGUCUUCACCACCGGCCACAUCGGGCUGGACUUGAACACCGGCGAACUGGUAAACAGCAGCAUCGAAGCCGAGUUCAGCGCAAUCUACGACUGUCUCGAUGCGGCGUUGAAGAAUGCAGGCGUUACGGGCGGCCUGUUUCAUGCGUAUAAAUUUGUGAGUUUUUUGCUUCGGGCGGAGGAUGAGAGGGUGAUGCAGGAGGUUUUCAGGAAGAGGUUUCCGGGUCAUUCGCCGACGUGGACGACGGUUGUUGUUAAGGGGGUUUUGGGGGAGGGGAUGAGCGCUGAGAUUGCCGCUGAGGGGGUGUUGUUUGCCGAGUAGUUGAUUAUGAUUUAUCUGUAUCUAUCCUGAAGGUUUACUUUCUGAAUAGUGGCUCUAUCAGAGUCCAUAUUGGUGUUUAUCUUUGGUCGAUUAGCUACAUGAACACUUUUAAUGUAUCUACUGGGUGAAUUAUUAUACAAUCAACACAGCCACAUGGUUAUCAACUGC